Spinacia oleracea (spinach) is the source of this 447-nucleotide messenger RNA. RefSeq lists its product as uncharacterized. NCBI's taxonomy places the organism in Eukaryota, Viridiplantae, Streptophyta, Magnoliopsida, Caryophyllales, Amaranthaceae. Bases 1 to 447 code for a protein of 148 amino acids. The transcript has a single exon. The record is from RefSeq and is a predicted model, not a curated record.
AUGGUCCAAGGGAGACUGCAAACAAGAGAAAGGCUAGAUAAGAUUGGGGUCUGUAACACUACUACAUGCUUGCUUUGUGAGGCAAAAGAUGAAACUCACCCACACCUUUUCUUUGACUGUGAAUACAGUAGAAGAUGUCUACAGGGGGUUGAGGAAUGGCUAGAUAUUCCUACUAGCAAAGUACAUUAUAUGGGCCUGCUGAGGUGGGUCAAAUGGAAGAGCCAGUGCAGCAAAUUUCAAAAGACAGCAAUACACACUGCUGUCAAUGCUACUGUGUAUAAUCUAUGGAGAGCAAGAAAUGAUACUCUCUGGAAUCAGAAGGUUCCUACCCCUUCAACUACUAUCAGAUGCAUUCAGAGGAGUGUGAUUGACAGAUUAGCUCAUAUAGGUGCUAAGCAAUCUAGCACAAAUGACCAGAUUUGGUGGAAGAGCAAAUGCACUAUUUAG